Messenger RNA from Heterostelium album PN500, 1383 nucleotides. RefSeq lists its product as uncharacterized. The record is from RefSeq and is a predicted model, not a curated record. NCBI's taxonomy places the organism in Eukaryota, Evosea, Eumycetozoa, Acytosteliales, Acytosteliaceae. Bases 1 to 1383 code for a protein of 460 amino acids. The transcript has a single exon.
AUGUUUGUUUUUAGAAAUAAUAAUACUAUUUUUAUCAGUUAUUUUAUACUUUUAUUAUUGAUAUCGAAAACGAAUUCCAGUUGUACAGAUGAUUGGGAGUGUCCAAAUUAUCCAUAUCGUGUAUGUGUAGUGCCACCCAGUAGUAUUAGAAAAACAAAUACAACCAUAAAUAUAAUUUCAACUACAACAUCUACUACUAAUAGUAUUGCAACCAAUUCCAAAGGUAAAGUAGUAGAUUCAUCAAUUAAACUGAAAACGUUGGCUUUGGAUGAUUGUAAGUUGGUAGGUGGAUUGGCAUCCUUUGAGAAUACAACCUUCUUUUUGUUGAGUUGCCAUGAUAACCAGAUAGUUUCAGUCAGUUACGAAUCAGAUAAGCCUCUGGUGUUUGAAUCGGUCAUUGAUUUGCCAGUGGAAUUUCUAGUCAGUGUAGAUGUGGUCAAUAGUGUUGAUGAGCCUGAAAAUCCAAGCCGAGCCAGACGACCAGGUUACAAUAAAUAUUUUGUCAGUGGUGUCAACAAUACUCAAAGCUCAUCGAUUCACGUCUUGUCGAAUGGCGAAUACUAUGCACGAUCUUCAUUCGGUAUGUCGCCAGCUGGUACAUUGUAUAGCAAUGAAUUCUACUCGUGUUCCAAUAGCUCCAUUGUCAAGAACAACUAUGACGAGUUGGACAUGUUUGUCAAGCAAAUCAAGUUGUACAACACCAACAAUACUUGCUCGGCACUGACCAUCUCUGAGAAGGAUAUCUUCUGGGUCGAGGACAACAAGUUGUUUUUCGCUUGUUUGAAAUGUGGUGACGCCUAUGGCAAUUCCAAUGUCGCCAUAGAUAUAACACCGUCGGACAUCAACAAGGCAGAUGGAUACACCGAAACAUCAAACUCGGCAAGCAUCAAACAGAUCGAGUUUCACAAGGACAGUCUUUAUAUAUUGACAAACAAAGGAAUCUACUGGAUCGAUACGGUGAAUGGUGGAUUCAAUCAACUGAUUCAUAGCAACAACGACAUUAGCAACAUGUUGAUAUUUGACGACAACAGGACGAUCAUCAUGAGAAACAAGACUACUAUCGAAGAGUUGAUAGAUGGAAAGUUGAAUAAAGUAGUUUGGCCAGCUUCAACCAUGAGUCUUGCCAACAACACUGUAUUAUUACCAAUAGCAGAGAAAGGAAUAAUUAAAAUAAAUAGUAUUAGUACAACUACAACAUCAUUAUCUCCAAGUUCCACAACAAAUGAUAAUAUUAAUAACAACAAUAACAAUAGUACGGUAAUCACACCACCACCAAGUAGCUACUGUAAAUGUAUUAUAGGUUUCUUUGGUGAUGAUUGUCUAGAAUGUGACGGAAUCAAAUCAUUUAUUAAUGGUAUUCCACAUUGUAUAAAAAAUGUAUAA